CGUGGCGUUAACUCAAGCGAGACGGUGAACUAGGAGAGGACUAUAUGUAUAAUGUCGGCUACAGUUUCAAAGCAAAUACCGAACGAACAAGCAUGGCGGUUUCUUCUGGCUGGAACGUCCAAUAUGUGUGGGGCCUUUGUAACCAAUCCCGUAGAUGUGAUAAAGAUUCGGAUGCAACUAGAAAAUGAACUGUCAAGUAAACUGGGAAAGUUAGGAGUAUUUAAAGAUAGAUAUUAUAGAGGUUUCGCCCAUGGUGGUGUUGUUAUUUAUAGAGAUGAAGGGAUUAGAGGUUUAUAUAAAGGAUUAGCACCGUCUAUGUUACGUGAUGGGUUUUACAGUGGUUUCAGGCUUGGAGCUUACGAACCAAUGAAAGUUCUUUUCGGGGCUACAGAUCCCGCCCACACUCCGUUAUGGAAGAAGAUAUGUGCCGGUGCUAUAUCAGGUGCGAUAGGAAGUUCAAUAGCAACGCCCACUGAUCUGGUCAAAGUUCGGUUACAAGCACAGCGUCAGCCUAAGCCUGGAGAAACGCCCAGAUAUCCCACAAUGCGAGCAGCUUUUAAAGAAAUUCUACAAAAAGAAGGUAUUCGGGGUCUGUAUGUUGGCAUCGGACCUACUGUUAAAAGAGCCGCCAUACUGACAGCCACACAGAUACCAGCAUAUGAUCAUACCAAACAUACAAUAUUGAAUCAUGAAUUAAUGAACGAAGGACCAAAGCUACACAUAGUAUCAUCAAUGGUUGCAGGUUUGGCUACAGCUAUAACAACUUCCCCUGUUGAUGUUGUUAAAACUAGGAUUAUGAAUCAACACGGAACAGGAGCUGAUAAAACAUAUACGUCGGCAUUUGAUUGUUUGUUUAAAACUAUUCGAUCUGAAGGACCUCUAGGAUUAUACAAAGGUUUUAUACCAAAUUGGUUGAGACUUGGUCCACAUACUAUAGUCACUUUUUUCAUAUUUGAACAAUUACGUCACGGUAUUGGUAUGAGACCAAUCUAACGAAGGCAGCAUUUCCGUACAAGAUUUUAAUAAAGAUAAAUAAUGUGGUGUAAGGUGUUUUAUAUGGAGAUUAAUGACUAUAGUACUGAUGAGAAACUCAAACCGCAUUUAAUUUCAAAACACAAAUCAGUCUUUCAGUGAUGUAGAUAUUCCUAGAUAAGUGUGUUUUAAUGGUAAUAUUUUUGGAAUGUCGGCAGUGCCAGAUUUAGGACAGAUUAUAUGGAAGGAUAACGUUGCCAAUAUUAUUUCAAUGUUCACGUUGCAAAUUGCAUUAUAAUGUCAGCAGUUCAAAAUAUGUAUUUUAGUUUUACAAUUUGCAAUUUCCAUUGCUCCACAAUACCAAUGUCACAGUGUUAAAAAGCACUAUUCAAUAAUACAAAAUAUAUUUUAGGGUAUCGCGGCCAAUAUUAAAUGAUCUGCGACAAUGUCGUUUCCAUUGAUUAUAUGUAAAAAGUACGAUGUACAAAGUCCUAAUACCGAUAAUGAUAAAGUCAAAAUACCUCUAAGGCAAAAGUAAAUGUAAAGUUGACGGUUGAUCACACGGGUCCCUACUAUACAGAGAUCUAAGUACAUGUAUCCAUUAAUGGGGAAUCUGUAUGGAGGAAGUCUUAAAAAGAUAUUUCAAUUUAUUUAUUUAUAAUUCCGAAGAUAUCUUAGUUUCCAAUUUAGUAUGUUCUACUAAAAACCUUUCAUACUUAUUAAUAUUGAGUAUUUCGUUUCGUAGCUUAGCCCGAUAUAUAUAGAACUUAGUUAAAAUAAUUACAUGAUUAAUGAAGAUCCAUUCAGUAUUAUUUAUAUAAUCUGGUUUGUUAGUUAAACCAAGAUGUUUGAUAUGUGUUUUUAUAUUUAUCUUUACAUUGCUGCGAUCUAACAUAGUCUGAAAAUGAUUCCAUAUUAUUUGUGAAAAUGGACAGAAAACAAAGAGAUGUUCUACAUUUUCUAUAUUAGAUUCGCAGAGGUAUUUUAACUUUAUCAUAACCCGUUUUUAGGACUUUGUACAUUGUACUUUCUACAUAUAAUCAAUGGAAAAGGCAUUGUUGCAGAGCAUUUAAUAUUGGCAGCAAUACCCUACCAUAAAAAUACAGUAUAAUAGUUAUUUUGCACAUUACACUUCUCCAUUCUGAAAUUUGCAUAAGAGAAAAAUGCAUAAUAAAACUAAGCAUAUUAGAACAUACAUUAUAUGGGAUCUGCAACGAAGCUCAGUUGCAUACGGAAAAAAUUCCGGACUAGGCCGGAAAUUAAUAAUUUACGCAUUUGUCUAUUGUGCAAAAUGCAGAGUGUAAUAUGCAAAAUAUACUAUAUAUUGUAAACGGCUCAUGCUUUCAAGAGAGAAUGGGGAUCUCCAUUCCCCCUAUGGCCCUAAGUAUUAUCUUUAUCUUACGGGUAUGUACUUUUUGAUCUUUCCAGGUCUUUCAAACGUGGUUUAAUAUAAAAAAAUAAGCACAAAAGUUGUAAUAUAUUUUAAUAUAUAAUAUUGUAUAUCAGAGAAGAAUGCUACGAAUUUCUUAUUUUUAUAAUCCCACAUUUCAUGUACUUACACUUAAACUAGAUGCGUAUAUGACCACGUGCAUAUGGUUUGUUGAUAUAGUGAAGGUUGAAUGAUUCGUAGAUUUUCCCCAUUUUAUUUUUUAGGAUUUAUUUUGGAUAUUUUAUUCCAGAUACUUUUAUAUCAUUCACUAAUAAAGAAAAAUCUCUUAUAUAUGAAAAUAUAUGGCACAAACAGGCCGAAAUCGUCAUUUUAUAUACAUAAUCUUUAGUAAUCAAGAGCCACGGUGGUUAAGUGCGUAAGACGCUAGCUCGUUAGCUUGGAGAUCGCGGGUUCGCUUCAGGUGUUGGCCGAGAAAGUUCAUCGGCAUAUUGCGUCGUGGUUUCCUGCUGUCAGGGUAGCAGUCCGAAGGGUCUGACAUGGCCAUCUGUCUAUUCGCACCGUAAACACAUUGGCGUGCACGUAAAAUAUUCCUUGGCAGUUGGAACUCGAUGUAAGAGUAGGCCGUAGCGCCGCUGUUCGGACAAAACUUCCCUCACAGCACGCUCACAGUAGGAGCAAAAUAGUAGGACGUUAAAACACAUUUCAUUUCAUUUUGUUUAGUAAUCAGUAGUCAUAAGUUAUGUGUUAUGUUACUAAGGCGUCAAAACCGUGAAUAUUAGCCAGAUUUGUGUAUCAUAAUUAGUCACGCUUCUACACAAAUAGCAACACCCUUCUCAGCUGUAUAUACAAACAAUGUGAUUAUUUGUUUGAUUUAAUGACAAAAAUAUAGUGAAUGAACAAUUAUAAUCAUAAUACGAUACAUAUCUUACUUAUAGUUCUUAUAUUGUAAUAUACUGUAUCAUUACGUUAUCUAAUAAAAUGUAGUUUAAUGUUUCAUCUCGUCAAUACAAUACUCAUAAUUUGGUUACUUUUCAUCUAUACUAAUAUUUGUGACUGUCGUUUGUCUGUCUGUCUGUCUGUGUAACUGCCGUAGAUUCAUAUAUGUAUUAGAUUAGAAUGGUGAGCCGAAUGUCCGUAUUUGAGACUUGGUACGCAAGUCUAUGUGUUUGCUCAAAGUUGGAGUAUUCAUUGUUAAUUUAGAAUUAAUUACCGUUCUACUUUAUAUCUAAUUAAUAUUACUUUGUUACAUAUAUAUACCUUUUGUAAUAGGUUAUCAUAUUUCAUUAAGUAUGAAUUGGGUCAUUUAUUACUAAUUUAAGCUGAUUUGGUAAGCUCUAGCAUAUCCAGGAUUACUCCAGCGCACAACGUUUUUCCCGGGCAAAAAUGGAGGAGCCAUAGAAUUUUUGUGCGUGAUAAAGUUAAGAGUUUUCACGGUGACAUUAUUAAAUAUGACCGUUUUAACUAGUUUGCAUUACAGAGCUAUGGUUGCCACUUAUAGGGUGACCCAUGUACUCACAGAAAUACAGUCCACCGCUGAUAGUUCGAUACUACCACUGAAGCGUGCACAUUCGCCGUGCCGAGACCAACUUUCUGACAGUAUGAUACUAUAAAUAGCCAUGGCACGUGCAAUUCUCUACAAAUCGAUCAACUAUUACAGCCGUAAAAAAUUUAUUGUUGACGAUUUUGAAUAGCAGUAAAAUUAAGCUUCUUGGUUAUUACAGCAGAUUUAGAAAUUACGUUCGUUUCAUUUUUUAAAUCGCUUUAUCAUUAACUGUACCGUUAAGAGCGGCAUCUUUUGGUUUAGUACAAAUAAUAUCUCUGAAUCACUCGGGUUAGACAGGAACAUGAUACUAGCAGUAGUUUCAUUUUAUUUUACAAGCUUCUUAAAACGAUUGUUGAGCUACCUAACGUGCUUAUUUCUAAAUUCAAUUUCUUGUUCUAGCUUUCUGUUAUGUUUCGUAAAAAAGUAGUCUUGAUUAUCCCGACCUGUCAAUCAGACGUAGAAUUGUCGAUAGACUGGUUAAGCGAGACUAAUUUCAAAACAAGGGCACGUAACCUAUCUUUUACUCAAAAGUGUCUGGAUGUUAUGGACGACUCUUGGAACCAGUUUUCAGUCUAUUAUUUAUACAUGAUUAAUGGUCAUAGCUUAUUAAGUACAACAUGAUCGUUUAUUUAGUGACUAUAAUUGUGUGGAACUGAUUUGAGGCUUGGCAUAUAUAUAAAUAUUGUGGCGUAAUUGUCGAGAUAUAUGGAGAUAUUUAUUUAUGGUGGGUCACCCUACCACUUAGCAUUGUGUUUAUGCCGGCCGACUAACGGUUCAAGAUAUUUCUUCGGUCCGGUGACGUCAAUAUGUGAACUGUUGGACUCAUAAUAUUGGAUUAUGAUGAUGUGACGAUAUCAGCGGUAAACGUAUCUUAUUUUAGACCCUGAGUAUUUGUUGCAAUUACUUUGUUCUAACAGUCACAUACGUUUGUUAUUUAUGACGUCUACAUAAUUUCUGAUGUGACGGUUGAUUCACAGAUGUGGUAGAAAUCUAAGUAAUACCUAUCCGGUAGUGUUUAGUAUUUGAGAAUUUAAAAUGAAAGUUACAUAAGCUUCAAGUAUUUGAGUACUUAAGAAGAACAUAUAUGAUGUAAACUUUGUAUGUAUCCAGUUUGAACAGUUACUUUUAAUAAAUUUGUCAGGAGUAAUGAAA
Molecule: messenger RNA, 5057 nt
Organism: Patella vulgata (common limpet)
Lineage: Eukaryota; Metazoa; Mollusca; Gastropoda; Patellidae
Product: mitochondrial substrate carrier family protein ucpB
Exons: 6
Coding region: 52-993 (313 amino acids)
Biological process (GO): transmembrane transport
Source: RefSeq, a predicted model, not a curated record